AUGCUGUUCCCAACAUCAACACCAUUGAAAGCUUCAACAUCCACAAUCCACCGCCCAAAUUAUGUAACUGCUGAAGCUGAUUUGAUUCUUAACAGUGAUUUAGUAAUGUGCCGCAAGCAAGCUGGAAUCGCAAUCGGUAGACUCUGCGAUAAAUGCGACGGCAAAUGUCCUGUCUGUGAUUCAUACGUUCGUCCUACAACACUAGUGCGCAUCUGCGAUGAGUGCUCUUUUGGAAACUACCAAAACAAGUGUGUCGUCUGCGGUGGAGAAGGGAUCUCGGAUGCAUUCUAUUGCUUCGAAUGCACGCGACUGGAAAAAGAUCGAGAUGGUUGUCCAAAGAUUAUCAAUCUAGGCAGUUCGAGGACAGACCUGUUCUGUGAGUUCUUCCAUACUUACCUACGAUAGAGCGGAGAUCAAAUGCUAAUAUAUCUACAGACCAAAAAAAGAACUUUCGGAAUCAUUAGCAACGGUGUGGUGUUUUUUUUUCGGGGGUGAUGCCGUGCGCAUCUUAACCUCAGGACCAACCUGAGGGGCUGGCGUGAUCACCAGAAUCCCCAUUUAAGUACUUCUAGUUCUCGUAUUAUUAUCAUGUAUUAUUACCGGUAUCGUUUGGCGUAUAGACUCGGGUUUAGCACAAAACGAGUGGAAGACAAAGGGGGUUAAUUGGAACAGAAUAAUAAAUGAGAAAAAACUCAA
Messenger RNA from Tuber melanosporum (Perigord truffle), 696 nucleotides. RefSeq lists its product as uncharacterized. The transcript has 3 exons. Lineage: Eukaryota; Fungi; Ascomycota; Pezizomycetes; Pezizales; Tuberaceae. Bases 1 to 405 code for a protein of 134 amino acids. Gene Ontology annotation, biological process: mRNA splicing, via spliceosome. The record is from RefSeq and is a predicted model, not a curated record. Gene Ontology annotation, cellular component: U2 snRNP; catalytic step 2 spliceosome; precatalytic spliceosome.